Messenger RNA from Leptopilina boulardi, 6291 nucleotides. Its product is annotated as protein abnormal spindle-like. The coding region runs from base 279 to 5708 and encodes 1809 amino acids. Gene Ontology annotation, molecular function: protein binding. The transcript is spliced from 6 exons. Lineage: Eukaryota; Metazoa; Arthropoda; Insecta; Hymenoptera; Figitidae. The record is from RefSeq and is a predicted model, not a curated record. Gene Ontology annotation, cellular component: spindle pole. Gene Ontology annotation, biological process: mitotic cell cycle; establishment of meiotic spindle localization; spindle organization.
AAUCCUGUAUGUGUAGCACGUGUUUCCGGCAUUAAAGUAUCAUUAUUAAUUUUCAACAAAAAAAUAUUUUUCUUCUAUCUUAUUUUUAGAUAUUUAUCGAGGAAAAAAAAAGUGUUUAUAAAAUGUAUCAAAAAAAAGUUGUGAAUUUUAGUUAUCGCACGUAAAAAUCUAUAGUGUCAGUAAUAUUGUAGUUUCUCGUUGGAAGUUAACCUUAAAGAAAACAAAAAAAAAAAUUCAGAAAUGUUUUGCUCGUCAUAAAUUAUGUCAAAAGUGUGUUAAUGUUCUCGUCAUGUGUGAAACGUAAAAAAAGACGAGAAGAAAAAAUUAUCAUGGAUCAGGGAAAUUUGAAAAAUAAUUUUGAUUUGGUGCUAGCGCCAUUUCAACCGACAACGCGUGUUGUUCUUGAGGUUUCUCUGAAUAAGGAAAAAAGUACAACGAGUAUUUUAAAUGUGCGAAAUCCCAGCAAUAAGGAAAUAACAGUUUAUAUCACAAAGCGACCGAUACCCGAGAAAUAUGUCGAUUUCAGUUUCACUGAAGCAAUUAUUCCACCAAAAGAAACAGCAAUUUUAUACAUCUAUUGGUCACCAAAAAUUUGUGUUACCUGGUGGGAUAUUCUACAAUUGACUGACAAUAAUCGAAAUAAAUAUGAAGUAACACUUAUAAUGCGAUCAAAAGAUCCACCACAAAAAUAUCUUAAAACACGAAUUCCAAAAAAAAUAAUCAUCAAUGGCUCUGAAAUUCCACAACCAAAGAAAUUACUCACAUUUAAAAAGGAAUAUUUACCUGGUCAAAAAUUCCCUACAUUAAAGCGUAAUUCAAAAAGACCACGUAGCGCUGAUAAAAUGGAAUUUGAAACACUGAAGAAAGAAGAAGUGGAAACUUCAAUUAAGGAAAAUACAAAGUUAAAAAGACCACGUAAAGAUUCCAUUUCAUUUAAUAAAAAGCUAUUCAAUCUAUCAACAAAUCGUCGUCGUUCACUAUUUAAAAAUCGUUCCGAAACUAGCAAAAAAUCAUUUUUCGAACGUGUUUUCCGUCGGGAAUCGUUGAAAUCAAGAAAAUCAAUUGAAAAAAAUGAAUGUUCACCAAAAGAAGUGAGGGAAAAUGAAAUAAAUGAAAAUUUGAAAAAUGAAAGUGGAAUUCGUGAACAAAGGAGGGAAUCAUUUCUUGAUCGAUUCAAAGACGAUUCAGUGAUACGUGAUUUGAGACGGGAAACAUUUAUUAUUCCUUCAAAAUGCGAUGUGGAUAUUAAUUGUAAUGUUCAAGUUACACCAAGCAAAGUAGAAUCAAAUUUCGAAGGAUUCGAUAUGUUUUCUUCGUUGGCAGGAAUUGUUUCAUCGACUCCAAAAUCAAGUUCAAAGAAUUUUUGUCGUCGUGUUGAGGAGGGAGAGAUGAAUGAAGAAAAAGAAAAAAUAAUUGACUGUGAUAGUGACAAUGGCAGUGAUUUUAGUGAUGUCGGCGAUUAUGAUGAUGAUGAUGAUGAGGAUGAUAAUAAUGAUGACGAUAAUGAUGAUAUUGAUAAUGAUAUUAAUGAUAAUGAUAGUAAUGAUGAUAGUAAUGAUAAUGAUAAUGAUACUGAUAAUGAAAGAGAAAAUAACGAUAGUAGCGAUAAUUUCGGUAACAGUUUAUCGGUAACGGUAAUUCGCAAGAUUCCCGAUCAGAAAAUUGAGAAGGAAACUUGCGAAUUGCCGGCAAAGGAUAUUUACAAACUUCCAAUUGAGGAAAAUUGCGAAACUCCCAACAAAGAUUUUUGUCCUCUUUCGAUAGAAAUCGAAAAUGGCUUCGUUUCCUCGGGGGAAUUUCGCAUUAAUCCUGAAACGGAAUUUUGUGAACGUCCCGAACUUUUGGAACAAGAAAAACGCGUAAUUUUGGCUAGGGAAACUCCUGAAUUUGAGAUUAACGAAUUACGCGUAAUUUCGGAAGGGGAAAAACGCGAAAUUUCGGCUAGGAAAACUCCUGAAUUUUCCGUCAACGAAACGCGCGUAAUUUCGGAAGGGGAAAAACGCGAAAUUUCGGCUAGGAAAACUCCUGAAUUUGAUAUUAACGAAAUACGCGUAAUUUCGGAAGGGGAAAAACGCGAAAUUUCGGCUAGGAAAACUCCUGAAUUUGAUAUUAACGAAAUACGCGUAAUUUCGGAAGGGGAAAAACGCGAAAUUUCGGCUAGGGAAACUCCUGAAUUUGAGAUUAACGAAAUACGCGUAAUUUCGGAAGGGGAAAAACGCGAAAUUUCGGCUAGGAAAACUCCUGAAUUUUCCCUCAACGAAACGCGCGUAAUUUCAGAAGGGGAAAUAGACGAAAUUUCGGCUAGGGAAACUCCUGAAUUUGAAAUUAAUGAAAUACGCGUAAUUUUGGAAGGGGAAAAACGCGAAAUUUCGGUUAGGGAAACUCCUGAAUUUGCGCGUAAUGAAACGCGCGUAAUUUCGGCUAUGGAAACUCGUGAAUUUUCUAUUAACAUAACGCGCGUAAUUUCAGAAGGAGAAAAACGGGAAAUUUUAGCUAGGAAAACUCCUGAAUGUUCAGUCAACGAAACGCGCGUAAUUUCAGAAGGGGAAAAACGCGAAAUUUCGGUAAAGGAAACUUCUGAAUUUUCCGUUAACGAAUCGCACGUAAUUUCGGAAGGGGAAACACGCGUAAUUUCGGCUAAGGAAACUUCUAAAUCUUUUGUCAACGAAACGUGCGUAAUUUCGGAUAGGGAAAAACGCGAAAUUCCGGUAAAGGAAAUUUCUGAAUUUUCCGCCAACGAAACGCGCGUAAUUUCAGAAGGGGAAACAUGCGUAAUUUCGGCUAAGGAAACUUCUAAAUCUUUGCUCAACGAAACGCGCGUAAUUUCAAAUAAGGAAAUUUCUGAAUGUUUGGUUAAUGAAACGCGCGUAAUUUCAAAAGAGAAAAUACGCGAACUUUUGGAUAAGGAAACGAUAGAAAAAAAAUUUAUCAAAAAUUCCAAAAAUUCCUCUCUCUUAUCUACAUCGUUGAACAAAAAAAAUGAAUCCCUAAAUUCGACGGAUGAUAAUAAUAAUUGGUCAUUAAAUCAAGAGCAGGAAUUUAAAAAAUGGUUAAAUGCCCUAAUGACACCGCCGGCGGAUUUUAAUGAAACAACAACGGUUGAUAUUGGAAAAAUUUGGCAAUCAAUAAGAACAAUGAAUGACGAUAUACUUGCCGAAAGUCGUGAAUCAAUAUCAUCACGUUAUCAUACGGAUACACGUCUCGAUACACUUAGAAAAGCAGCGCGUAAAAUGUAUUUAAAUUAUGAUCUAACAAUAUCAAUUGCCUCGGCAAUGAAAUGUAUCGAGAAUGGUAAAGUUGAAAUUAAAAAAGAUAAAAAUCUUCAUUUAGAUAUUGGAUUACAAAAGGAAUUAAUUGAAUUAUUUUUAAAUUAUAAUCCCCUAUGGUUGAGAAUUGGUCUUGAAACUAUUUAUAAUGAGAGAUUAAAUUUAAAAUCAAAUAAUGAUUUAAUUGGUAUAACAAGAUUUUUACUUUCACGAUUUUUUUCUAAUUCAACAAUUAUUCGUGAACAUUCACAUUCAAGUGGUUUACUUUUAGAAAGUUUUCGCGGUGUAAUGAAUGAUUUUAUUUUAAAAACAUUUUUAAGAUUAAUUGGAUUUUUGGAUUAUGCAAAAAUGAAUAAAUUAAUUGGCGAUGAUCCGUGUUUAUUUAGAAAGAAUUCAUUGCAUAAGGAAUCGAGAAUGAUAUUAAUUAAAUUUUCAAGUCUUGUUUUGGGUGGUAUUGGUGAUAUUAUUAAAGUAUUGAGAAUUUCUGGUUAUGUUGUCAAGCAUCGACAGUCUUAUAUUGAGGAAUUUGAUUAUGCGGUACAUGAUAUGAAUUAUGAUUUAAGAGAUGGUGUGAGAUUAUGUCGUGUUAUGGAAAUUGUAACUGGUAAAAAGAAUUUAACACAAAAAUGUAGCGUACCGGCAAAUUCAAAAGUGCAAAAAAUUUAUAAUGUGAAAAUUGCCCUCGAUGCAUUGAAGGAGGCUGGUUAUGUAAUUUUCGAUGAUAUUGAGGCAAAAAAUAUUGCCGAUGGUUUACGAGAUAAAACACUGUCACUACUUUGGCAAAUUGUUUAUAAAUUUCAAGCACCACGUUUUUUGAAAGCUGCAAUACUAUUGCAAAAUUGGUGGAGGAGUAAAAUUUUUUAUAUUCGUUAUAAAAAAUUUUUAAAGGAGAAAAAAAUUCACAAUGCUGCAUUAGUAAUACAAAAAUGGUGGCGAUCUAAAAGAGAAUUAAAAUUAAGGGACAGAACAGAGGCGAUAAUAUUUUUACAAAAAUUUUCAAAAGCUAGAAAAUUAAUGCUACGUCAACGUGAACAAUUUAUGCGUGUUAAGGAAGCAUUUUCUUUGCUUCAAGCGAGAUGUGAAAUAAAUGACAAGGAAAGAAUAAAACGUGAAAAUGCUGCAAAAAUAAUACAAAAAAAAUGGCGUGAAAAGUUGAAUAAAAAUUUAGUUGAACGAAAAGAAUUUCUCAUAAAACAAAAGAGUGCAAUUAAAAUACAAAUUUAUUGGCGUAAUUAUCGAAAAAUGAUAGAAACACGUCAAAAAUUUCUUCAAAUAAAAUUUGCAACAAUUAUUAUACAAAAAAAAUGGCGAGCAAUAAUUUUAGAUCGUAAAAAUUUUGUAAAACAACAAUUGGCAAUUAUUUUAAUACAAAAAUAUUGGCGACAAUAUUUGAUGAUUAAAGAAAAAGCAGCAAUAAUUAUACAACAAAAAUGGCGAGCUUGGAAAUUAAUGAAAAAAGAGAGAGAUCGAUUUUUAAAAUUAAAAAAUGCUACAAAAAUAAUUACUGAUUAUUGGUUACGAAGAAAACAAUUGUUAAUGGAUCGUGGGGAAUUUUUGAAAAAACGUACAAAUACAAUUUUUAUACAAAAAUAUUGGCGAUCCUAUUGUAAGAUGAAGGUGGAACGUGAAAAUUUUUUGAAAAUCAAAUUUUUUACUAUUUUAAUACAAAAAAAAUGGCGAGCUAUUAAAUUUGAUCGUGAAAAAUUGAAAAAUAUGCAUUUAUCAGCGAGAAAAAUUCAAUAUUAUUGGAGGAAUUAUUUAUUAAAGAAACAACAGGAAAAGGCACGUUUGGAAAAUGAAAGAAAAUUUAAGGGGACAAAUUCAUUGGAAUUUUCGACAAAAACACUUGCACUACGUUUACGAGAAUCUAUUGAUAUUUUUAAAAUGACGAAUGAUCUUGGUCGAUUGUCCAUGUGUCUUGCUUCAUUGGAUUUAAUAACACGUUUAUCGAAUAAAAGUUGCAUUAUUGUUUGUAAUGUUGGUUUAGUUGAUAAAAUUUAUGAAACAUUACUACGAUCAAAUAGAUCAUUACCAUGGAUUGAGGCAUCAUUACGUGCAACGAGUAUUUUAAUUAAUCUCGCCAAAUAUUCGCCAACAAAAUCAUUCGUUUUAAAGGAAAACUAUAUAGAAAUUUUAGCACGAUCUUUGUCAGUAACGGUGGAAAAAAAUGUUAAUUUAUUUUUACAUCUCGCAACUUUAAUGUGGAUUCUAAUUGAGGACUGCAAUUAUGCAAAGGCGGUUAGAAAAAAUUCACGUGCAGUAUGGCUAUUAAAAACAUUAGAGGAGAAAGUAAGAAGGAAAAAGAAUUUCUUUUAUUUAAAGGAAAAGAAAUUUUUACCAAAUUCAAAACCAGAUUGGGGAUUAGAGCAAACAGAACCGCGAUUAUUUAAAAAUGUUUAUCACGCGACAAUUUCAAUUGUAAACAGAUUAGGAAAAUAUUGAGAAAAAAAAAAAUAAUUUUUGGUUUUUUCUGUUAAUAUGUCGAGAAAUUUUUUUUUCUUUUGUAAUUAUUAUAAACAAUUAUAACUUAUAUAAUUUUAAUUUUUUUUUGGAAAACAAAAAUUACUAUCAGUAUUUUAUGUAUAGUAUCAGUAUUAUUAAAAUGAUAAUUAAUUAUAAGUUAUAAUUGUUAUAAUAUUGAUUUUUUUUUAAAUUAGAAAUUUCAUUUUUUUUUUUGCGUCAGUAUUUGCGAAAUUAUAUUGAAUUAUAAGUUAUAAUAUAUCAAUUUUCUUUAGCUAUAUUUAUCAGUAUUUUAAUUCUAAUGGGGGAUCUCAAUUCUAAUUACUUAAUUAUUGAAUAAUAAUUAAUAUUAAUAGUUUAAUAAUUACUAUUAAUAAUUAAAUUAAAUUAAGGAAUUAUUCAAUUAAAUUUUCUUGAAUUUCUUUUAAAAUUAAAUUAAUAUUAAUUAAUUAACAUUACUAUUAAUAAUCAAUUUAAAUUAAGUAAUUAUUAAAUUAAAUAUUUUCAAUUUCUUUUAAAAUUAAAUUAUGAAAAAAAUGGUAUUAUAAUUUUUUUUAUUAUUAUU